Molecule: messenger RNA, 1095 nt
Organism: Paramecium octaurelia
Lineage: Eukaryota; Ciliophora; Oligohymenophorea; Peniculida; Parameciidae
Source: the annotation of a GenBank genome assembly
AUGGAAGCAACUUUAUGCUAGAUGUUAGCGGAGAAUUACACUUAAGAAACAAACAAAUACUCAACAAUUAUAGUUUUCUAAAGAUAUAGUUCUGAUAAAAAAUGCAUGUUUUUUAUUGGUUAUGAUUCCAAUUCAUAUAUCAUUAUUUAACAGCAACACUACUAAGUAGAUGAGAUGGUUAAAAACUUAGAUUUAUAUUUCAAGAGAGUUUAUGACUUCUUAUAUUAAAUCCUUUUUCAAAAGAAAGAAGUGACGAUCCACUUCAUAAAUAUUUUAAUAAUAAAAGAUUUCAAUCAUUUCUAUCAAUUAAUUGAAGUUCUUGAAGAUCCUUUCCCAAAAAGCAAAAUCAUAGUCUGGAUUGAACAUUAACAAUAACUUGUUAUACCAGAAUAAUAAUAUUUAUCAAUCUAAAUCUCCUUCAAUUAUGUAUAAAUCAAAUUUGAUUAUAGAGUGCACUUAUAAAGAUUUAAAUUGGUUUUUUAAUCAAAGAUUUGGAAGCCUACAAAUAGUUCGCAAUCAAAUAAAUUAAUCAAAUUCAAGAGAGUCACUAAUAGUUCCGAUAAUAAUUUGAAAAAUGCUUAGAACAAGUUUAGGCCUUUAAAUUCUUGACUCUGGUUAAAGAAAUUACUUUUAUAAAGGAUAUACCUGAUGAUAUAGAGUAUUUAGCAUAAAUAUUAAUGAAUCUACCUCGUUAUACAUGUUUAGAUGCAGUUGUAAUAAUAGCUAAACUUAAGUUAUAUAAAUAAAAAGCAAAUUUUAAUAGGACAAAUAAUUAAUAAAAAUUAAAAAUUAACGAAUACUUGGAAACAACCUAAUCUGAUUUAGCGAUAUUUAAAGAGCAAAAGUAUUGCCAUUUCCCAAAGAGAGGAGAUAAUAGUUAAAAGUAUUUAUUUUUUAAUUUAUGAUAGGUGUAAAGUUUGUUAAAAGAAUGGCAAUAAAGUUAGAAAAUCCAGUUUUGUUUGUGAAGCUUGUAAACUACAUUAUAAAAUUAAUGUAACCCUUUGUACAACAAAAUGCUUUAAAAUAUUUCAUUUAAAUCCUGAAAAGUAUUUGCGCAGAAAAAAUAGAUCAAAAAACACAAAAGUAGAAGAAUGA